This is a messenger RNA of Mucor velutinosus, 366 nucleotides long. RefSeq lists its product as uncharacterized. Gene Ontology annotation, biological process: positive regulation of TOR signaling; cellular response to amino acid stimulus. The record is from RefSeq and is a predicted model, not a curated record. NCBI's taxonomy places the organism in Eukaryota, Fungi, Mucoromycota, Mucoromycetes, Mucorales, Mucoraceae. Gene Ontology annotation, cellular component: Ragulator complex. The coding region runs from base 1 to 366 and encodes 121 amino acids. The transcript has 4 exons.
AUGGAAGCAAAUUUCAAUCAAGUGUGCAGUCGGCUGUUCUACAGUGGUCUCCUCGUUGCCAUGGUAACAGAUAGAGACGGAGUGAUUAUCCUGAAAAGUGUUUCUGACAAAGCAAAGGAGAGCAUGAGUGAGCCCAUCAUACCAACCACUUUUUCCAUAGCUAACAAUCAGGCUUCAAAGCUCGGACUUGCUCAUAAUAAAAGCAUCAUUAGUGUUUAUGAACAAUAUCAAGUCAUUCAGCUGGAUCAAUCGCCAUUAAUCAUCACAUUGGUAGCAGAUUCUACGGCCAAUACAGGGCUUUUCAUGAAUCUGGGUAAUGAUUUGUUGAAAUUUACGGAACCAUUGAUCGAUGCGAUGAAUGAGUGA